GGAGCGGUUCCAGGACUAUGAGUCGUGGCGGCGAUGGGAGUGACUUUUCUGAUGAGAAUGGAGGAAGAGGUGGCGAGUAUCUUCAGAGAGGAGAUGAUCCAGAGGACCUGCACCAGUCUAAGAGGUUGAAAUUAGGCGGCGGCGACUCGCCUACCCGUAUACUCAGCCUACACACGGACUGGGUCCAGAGAGAGCCAGAAGAUCGAGCAACGACUGCUUAUGUAGGGGGUGAUCCCGGUGAUGGUCCUAUUCCAGUUCCUCAGUCCGACUUUGAGAUUGAGAUCAACAGUACGGGCCAGGAAGGAAAUGGAGGCUCGCCAACUCAAGAAAGUGGCAUCACUUUAACAUCUGCUUCAAUCACGAUAGAGCCAAGAAUAUUGACAAUUGAUUCAAGACUACCAUCGUCUGUUCCUGUUACUACAACAACGGCUUCAUCGUCAUCAGGAGCAGCUAUACCUGUUCACAAGAUGAUUGCUCACCUCAGAGAUGAGGAGGAGGAGGAAGAGGAAGAUGAAGAUGAGCCUUCGAUGUCUAGCACAAUGGUCACAAACCUCUCUACUGCCGAACCCGUUGUACAAGCUCCUCUUGUGGAAGACAUUCCAGUUUCAAUGGUGGCUUCUCAGACUCCUGAUUUCUCUGCUCUAAUGGCUGGUGCUAAAGGGAUGUUACAGGUACCUACUGAUCAGCAAUCACUGAUACAUCAACAUCCUGACCUGUCUGGUGGGGGCCAGUAUAUGCAGGCACCUGGUGAUGGAACUGGGACCGGAGGUCCGUUGUAUGUGAUGAUACCACCCACUACUAACAGUGCUGAGUUAUUGCAGGUGAUGCAGCAAGGACAGGUUCAAAGACCAUUAAUGCCUCGUCUCUCUACUGGUGCUCUAGCUUCUCCCAUAUCAGAUGAUGGUAGGAAACACAAAGAACUAAUUCGUAAACAGACUCACAACGAAGUUGAAAGAAGGAGAAGAGAUCGUAUCAAUGAGCUGAUCAAGAUAUUAGCUGAGGUUGUCCCAGGCUGUCAAAAGAAAGACUCAUCUAAUGGAAAUAUUGUUGGGUAUGUGUACAGCAAAGGUACUGUAUUGGAGAAGACUGUAGAGUAUGUGAGAGAACUCAUUAUGCAGAACGAGCAGCUGGUAGCAACAGCUAAACUAGCCGAGAAGUCCGCCAGUGCACUUCACAUCCUACAGAACCAGAUAACAGUUUUAGAGAAAGAGAAUACAUUCCUUCGUGCUCAGAUGGUUCAGCUAGGGAUUGAUACUUCAUCUACUGCACUCAGCGGUGCUCGCUCUCUUCUUUCUAAUCCUUUAGCUCAGAGUCUUUUGAAUACUCAAGUCACUCCCCCUCCUCCUCCUCCUACUACUAAUACGUCACAACUGCUAGUGUCUUUAGCUCAGACCCUUACCAGUAACCCACUCCUGGCUUCUCUUUCUCAACUCAACAACAAUCCCAGUAGUACUUCUGCUGUUAGUCCAGUGGUCGCUAAUGAAAGCCCAGUUACUGCCUCUGGUCAGUCUUCUCAGCUUGUGCCUCCAAACAGUCAAGCGGCUAUUCUUAUGAACUCUCUUGUCCAAACACUUGCUACCAUCGCCAAUAGCAACACUCCAGCCCCACCCCCUCCUCCUCAGUCAUCAGGUUUAUCUGCAUCUGCAGCAAUGUCUCUCCUUAAUUCUCUCAUGAUGGCUCAGAACGCUCUCUCUGCUACAACAACUCACACAACACAGGCCAUACCACUCUCCUCUCAUCCUUCUGCUUCUCCUACUCCUGCCAGUCUAUUAGUCUCUCCACACGCUCAAGAUAACAAUAAGAUCACACCACCAAUGUGAUAUACCAUAUACUGUCAAGAAAAUCACAUAAUUAUAUGCUCUCUUGUCUUUUGCACUUGUACAUAUCUUGCUAUAAUAAUAUAUUAUGAUGUUUGUUUGUGACAUUUUAGGAAUAUUGCUAUUAUAGUUUUUAAAUAUAAUACAUACUGUAUAUUUUUGUUGGCUCAGCAGUACCUUUUCAAUCAUUUUA
Messenger RNA from Amphimedon queenslandica, 2010 nucleotides. RefSeq lists its product as uncharacterized. Gene Ontology annotation, biological process: regulation of transcription by RNA polymerase II. The transcript is spliced from 10 exons. Bases 18 to 1820 code for a protein of 600 amino acids. Gene Ontology annotation, molecular function: protein dimerization activity; DNA-binding transcription factor activity, RNA polymerase II-specific; RNA polymerase II cis-regulatory region sequence-specific DNA binding. The record is from RefSeq and is a predicted model, not a curated record. NCBI's taxonomy places the organism in Eukaryota, Metazoa, Porifera, Demospongiae, Haplosclerida, Niphatidae.